This is a messenger RNA of Hippopotamus amphibius kiboko, 831 nucleotides long. Its product is annotated as immunoglobulin lambda-1 light chain-like. Gene Ontology annotation, cellular component: MHC class II protein complex. The record is from RefSeq and is a predicted model, not a curated record. The transcript is spliced from 4 exons. Gene Ontology annotation, molecular function: MHC class II protein complex binding. Lineage: Eukaryota; Metazoa; Chordata; Mammalia; Artiodactyla; Hippopotamidae. Gene Ontology annotation, biological process: immunoglobulin production involved in immunoglobulin-mediated immune response; antigen processing and presentation of exogenous peptide antigen via MHC class II; peptide antigen assembly with MHC class II protein complex. Bases 16 to 714 code for a protein of 232 amino acids.
UUCCCACAUCCUGUCAUGGACUCGGUCUGUCCUCACACAACACGUGAAAGAGGGUCCUGGGCCCAGUCUGCCCUGACUCAGCCUGCCUCCGUGUCCGGGAAUCUGGGAGCGACGGUCACCAUCUCCUGUGCUGGCACCAGCAAUGACAUCGGGAGUUUUAACCAUGUCAGCUGGUACCAACAACACCCGGGCUCGGCCCCCAAAACCCUGAUUUAUAAUGUCAAUACAAGGCCUUCAGGGAUCUCUAAUCGCUUCUCUGCCUCCAAGUCUGGGAACACGGCCACCCUGACCAUCUCUGGGCUCCAGGCUGAGGACGAGGCUGUUUAUUACUGUAGCUCAGCUAAAGGUGAUUACCCUAGUGUAUUCGGCAGCGGGACCCAGCUGACCGUCCUCGGUCAGCCCGCGGCCGCGCCCACGGUCACUCUGUUCGCACCCUCCGCUGAGGAGCUCAGCGCCAACAAGGCCACCCUGGUGUGUCUCAUCAAUGACUUCUACCCGGGCACCGUGACGGUGGCCUGGAAGGCAGGCGGCACCACCAUCACCCAGGGCGUGGAGACCACCAAGGCCUCCAAGCAGAGCAACGGCAAGUAUGCGGCCAGCAGCUACCUGAGCCUGACGUCCAGCACCUGGAAAUCCUACAGCGGCGUCAGCUGCCAGGUCACGCACAAUGGGAAAACCGUGGAGAAGACAGUGUCCGCCUCCGAGUGCCCUUAGGUCCCCGGACCCCCACCCUCGAGGUCUUAGAGCCACAGGACCCCUGAAGUCUCACCCUGGUCCUCCCUGCCCUUCCUCCUGCACCCGAUCAAUUUGCAAUAAAAUGUCCUCCUUGUC